Molecule: messenger RNA, 2347 nt
Organism: Exophiala oligosperma
Lineage: Eukaryota; Fungi; Ascomycota; Eurotiomycetes; Chaetothyriales; Herpotrichiellaceae
Exons: 4
Coding region: 246-1859 (537 amino acids)
Source: RefSeq, a predicted model, not a curated record
GGCGGGCGCUUUGAUGGGACCAGGCGAGGUAUACCGUUAAUUGAAUAUCCUCACUACAUUGGUGGCUACUGGCCGUGAAUGGUGCCCAGGAUCAUAAGGCAUAGCAUCAUAUCGUUGUUUCCCUGCAUUCGCCACUCAUUUCCCGGUUCAUCGAUCCUCCUGACCAUUCCAUCCCCCGUCCACACCUUGUCAACCUCCCGCACCCUAUUCAGAAUCACCCGACCGAGCUCUAUAAUCCUGAGCAAAUGCCGAGGAGCCCCAAGAUUCAUUUCGUUCACGAAAAUGAACCCGGAACGCCUCUGGACGCUACGCAAAUCCGGGCGCUACGGUCACAUGUGCGGCAAGUCAACCUGGAGAGACUGCAACAGCGAACUACUCAACGAAUGGAGAACUUUCGAUCCUUGUCCGUCGACGACUUCUCCCAGAAUGGAGAGAUCAGACCCGAAAAAAGAAGAUUUGUGUCGCGCUCCGAGCCGAGAGAUACUCCUACCACCUCGCAAAUGACUUCAGAGCCCGAUGAGGAGGCUCGAAUACAUGAGCCGGAGCAGUCUGUAGCAAGUUCUCGACGAUACUCGUUCUUGCUUCCAGGAAGACUACACUCAGACUCUAGGCAGGGAGGCCGCCCCGCCUCUAGUAUACCAGGUCCCCAUCCUUACACAUCAGACAUCUCGGCAGUCACAGGGCUAGAUGAAGCCAGAGUGAAUCAAUUGCUGACUAGCAAUGCCUUUCAAAUGGCCAUUGCCCCUGUGAUCACAGCAGAACAUGGUGAAUGUGACGUGGCAAGUUUGUCAGUGUUCCCUGAUCUUCUCGGGAAUUCGGCGUUCCUGUUCGCUCUCGUGCAUUCCAUGGUCCUCUCAUCCAACUCUUGGACAUCUUCCAAUGAGAGUCUUCACCUCAAGGGCCGGGCUAUCGAAUGUCUUCAUGAAGCCUUGCCACGGGACAAUACUACUGUACGAUCUCUGUCUAUCUGCGCUAUACUGAUGCUUUGUCAUGCUGCUUCUCGCUCUGGCGAACAUAACGAGUAUGCAGCUCACUCGGAAGGACUUUACCGGCUCAUGCAAGUAUGUAGGUCUAGCGGAUCGGCGCUCCCUUCAGAUGUCCUCCGCGCAGUAUUUUGGCACGACCUCACUGGUGCUGGUAUCUCUGGAGCACCACGGAGAUUUUCCGAGGUAGACUUUCCAAGUCUGUUCGACGCUAUCCUGGAUCAUACUCAUCAGGUUCGGCAGGAGUUGCCAUUUGGCUUCGUUUCCCAUGAAGAUGUGAUACACCAUGACACACUCUUGUGCAUCAAGGAGAUCAUUGGACUCCAGAAAAUGGUGGCGAUGAACUCGAUCCAGCCCGUGGCAGUCGAUAACAUCCGAGCGUCGAUAGUGUCUCGCCUUGUAGUCCUCCCGCAAGCCUCUGAGAACCUAGGACCGGUGUCUGAAUGUUGUCGACUAGCAGCAUACGUCGUUUGUCAUUUGUGCUGCAAGGAAGCCCGUGCCCAUGCAUAUGUCCCCGUCAGUCUCUCCGAAAAAUUGGCACAAGUUCUCCACGACACAAUCAGGGACGAAGCUUGGAACCUCCGACACGAUUUGUUGCUGUGGCUGGUAUUUGUGGGUGCAUCUGCAUCGAGAUACCCCGGCGACGCGCUCCUGGCGCCGAAUCCGCAAUACCAACAGAUCAUGGAAAUAAUUCUACAGCUAGCCAACACGUGGGUCAAACGGCGCGAGGGUGAUUUGGUUCUUCAGAUUGCCAAAGCAGGAUUUAUGUAUUCCGACGACUGGAUCGCCCGCCGACAUUCAAUCCCAUCCUGGACAGAGUUGGAACGAACGGUCUCGGAGGCGACAUCUUCGGACAAAGAAUCGCAGGAUCGGUGAUACACCGCGCCCAGGUGUCGCAAUUUCACUGAAAGGGAAGACCUGGCCUGCCGUAUUGGGAAGUGGAACCUAGUGUUUGCCAGCUCGUCAAAGGAGUGGCGGUGGCGAUCGGUAGUCCAAGGAGGUAGUUCUCCGAUACUACGAGUGCAGAGGGCUCAUAAACCAGGCACGAGUCUGCGUCUAUGGUAUUUCGACUCUCGGGACCUGCACUUGUAUGCUCUCCAAUGAUGGAUCACAAACACGCGACUUUCAACGGAUGUACUUUGAUCGCUUGAUGUUCGACCUCAACUGACCAUACCGUUUCGAACAAGAGAAAACCAUGCAGGACACUUUACGAGACACCAGCCGCUAUCUACCCGAAGCCCAAUGAAAAAGCCUGGCAGGAUGGCGAUCGAAGACAUUUCUACUGUUGUGUGACUAAUUGGGAAGCCAUUGUCACAUGUUACACGCACUGCAGGUGAUUGAAUAAUGAGAUAACAAGUAAUGAG